AUGACUAGCGUUGUUAAUGUCUCCUGUGGCGUCAUCAAACCUGGAUACGGGAUCGGAGUGGCGUCAUAUUCAAAACCUUCUUCUACUUACGGCGAGAGCUACACGACAACCAACACGCCUUAUCAGAAAUACGAAACGACUACUGUCAAGUCGAAUUCGUACUACUCCACUCCGGCUCCUUCAACUGAGGCUCCAACUUACUACUCGACGGCAGCUUCUUACUUCUCUGCUCCAUCUUACGCCUCUCCUAGCUACAAAGGUGAAGCCAAAUCCCAUUACGCAACAACGGCUACUUAUUAUACUUCAACAGCUUACACCACUUCUGGCUACUAUACCACAGCUGGUUAUCCCUGA
Molecule: messenger RNA, 354 nt
Organism: Daphnia pulex (common water flea)
Lineage: Eukaryota; Metazoa; Arthropoda; Branchiopoda; Diplostraca; Daphniidae
Product: galactose-specific cell agglutination protein gsf2-like
Exons: 3
Coding region: 1-354 (117 amino acids)
Source: RefSeq, a predicted model, not a curated record